Messenger RNA from Rubroshorea leprosula, 980 nucleotides. NCBI's taxonomy places the organism in Eukaryota, Viridiplantae, Streptophyta, Magnoliopsida, Malvales, Dipterocarpaceae. The record is from the annotation of a GenBank genome assembly.
CACUUCAUUCUCCUUAACUUUUCAGCAAAUUCUUCACUACUAGUGCAGGUUCUCCAAUGGAAAAUUUGACGGUGGUUCUCCCAACAAGAGCUCUUAAACCUGACGGAAUUGCCAAGGGCAGGGUCAGUGCCUCCAACCAGCGCUUUCUUCAUCUUAUGCCCAGGAUUCCACCAGAUGAGAAGUCAACACCGUUUUUGGCUAAGGAUGCGCACGGCCGCCCCAUUCAUCACCUUAUGUACGAGAAGAGGAAGAGCGAGCUCCGUCCGAAGCAAACAAUUACUGGCCUAAAACACUUCUUCCAAGAGCAUGGUCUGCAACCUGGGGAUCGAAUUACCGUGUACAAGGAGGAGGGCAAUGAGGUGAUGUUGAUGGGAACACCCAUCUCAUCUGCACUCUAUAUCUGGGACGAGUCAAGCGGCCACCAGCGAGGAAAGAAAGAGUGGGGUGGAACAGUUGAAGGAGGGGAACAAUCGGAUUAUGGGCAUCUGCUCGUGGAUCAAAUAGGAGAGGGACGAAGAGGAGCAGACGACAGAUGGAAUGGCGGAAAGGAAGAUCUGGUGUCCAAUCGGGCGGCGGUGAUGAGGCCGUCCGGUCGUGUGCAAAGGAAAGAAUCGAGGGAGGUGGGGGGUGUGGUUGAGCCGUGGGGCAGUCCUUUGCCCGCCCCCCAACCCGCUAAUAUCAAGGCUGCAGCCUUGUGCUGCGUUGUUGUCACCACCGUUGCUUUUUAACUCCGACUACAUCUCCUUCUUUCAGAUCUCGUUUGUUUAAUUUUUCAUUAGAUUCAUGUCUUUAUGUCUCCUGUUUGCAAAUCAUUUUGGUGGAUUAAUUUUUGACCAGUUUUAUUCGGAUCUGAUCUUUGGCAUUUCCAGAGUUAAAGUUAAGCCAAAUACAAGACUUCCCGGCACGAUUCUGUUUCUUUUUCUGAAUUUAGCCUUUUAGUUACUUUUAUUUUUUUAAUGUUAUAAAUAAUAAAUGUUCUU